AUGACCAACAUUCGAAAAUCACACCCACUAAUCAAAAUCUUGAAUGACUCCUUCAUCGACUUGCCAACUCCAACAAACAUCUCAUCAUGAUGAAACUUUGGCUCACUACUUGGGGCAUGCCUAAUCAUUCAAAUUCUCACAGGAUUAUUCCUAGCCAUACACUACACAUCAGACACGCUAACCGCAUUCUCUUCAGUAGCCCACAUUUGCCGAGACGUCAACUAUGGUUGAAUCAUUCGCUACCUCCAUGCCAACGGAGCAUCAAUAUUUUUCCUAUGUCUCUACGCCCACAUUGGACGUGGAAUCUAUUACGGCUCCUACUUAUAUUCAGAAACCUGAAACAUUGGAAUCAUCCUACUACUCACAAUUAUAGCCACUGCUUUCAUAGGAUACGUCCUCCCAUGAGGACAGAUAUCAUUCUGAGGGGCAACUGUAAUCACCAACCUUCUAUCAGCCAUCCCCUACAUCGGCACCAACCUAGUAGAAUGAGUCUGAGGUGGAUUCUCAGUAGACAAAGCUACCCUCACCCGAUUUUUCGCGUUACACUUCACCCUACCUUUCGUCGUAACCGCCCUAGUAACCGUCCAUCUCCUAUUCCUUCACGAGACAGGGUCCAACAACCCCACAGGCCUAAUCUCCGAUUCCGACAAAAUUCCAUUUCAUCCAUACUACUCAAUCAAAGACCUCCUAGGCCUAUUCCUCCUCAUCCUAAUCCUACUCCUACCGACCUUAUUCUCCCCAGACAUGUUAGGAGACCCAGACAACUACACACCCGCAAAUCCACUAAGCACCCCACCCCACAUUAAACCAGAAUGGUACUUCCUAUUUGCAUACGCCAUCCUUCGAUCCAUCCCCAACAAACUAGGUGGGGUCUUAGCCCUAGUCCUCUCUAUCCUAAUUCUAGCCCUCCUCCCUCUCCUCCACACAUCCAAACAACGUAGCCUAUUGUUCCGGCCCCUAAGCCAAUGCCUAUUCUGAAUCCUAGUAACCGACCUAAUCACACUUACAUGAAUUGGCGGCCAACCGGUUGAGCACCCAUACAUUGUCAUCGGCCAACUAGCCUCAAUCCUGUACUUCUCCAUCAUCCUCAUCUUUAUACCUAUCGCAGGCCUAAUUGAAAACCACCUUCUUAAAUGAAGG
Messenger RNA from Trichechus manatus latirostris (Florida manatee), 1140 nucleotides. NCBI's taxonomy places the organism in Eukaryota, Metazoa, Chordata, Mammalia, Sirenia, Trichechidae. The record is from the annotation of a RefSeq genome assembly.